Myxocyprinus asiaticus (Chinese sucker) is the source of this 6645-nucleotide messenger RNA. Its product is annotated as NACHT, LRR and PYD domains-containing protein 3-like. Gene Ontology annotation, molecular function: protein binding. The transcript has 8 exons. The record is from RefSeq and is a predicted model, not a curated record. Lineage: Eukaryota; Metazoa; Chordata; Actinopteri; Cypriniformes; Catostomidae. Bases 156 to 3557 code for a protein of 1133 amino acids.
CAACAUUUGGUGAAAAAAAGCUGUUCGAAUAAUCUGAAUACGUACUAAACUGUUUAAAAUCUGCUAUCUAGAGACAACCACAGUGGAUUUUUGAACUGGUGGAAGUUUAUUUUUGAUGUUCAGUUCAUUGCUGUUGAUACAGCACUGCCUAUGAAAUGAGUCUCUGUAAGGAGAGAGAGGAUGGUGGUGCUGUACAGACACACACAGCAGCAUCUCCAGAACCCAGCUGUGUGUCUAUGAAAAGUGAGAUGUCCAUAGAGAUCCCACCUAAUCUGUGUGAUGGAGCAGUGACCUCUAACCCUGUAGUUUGGUGUGCAGAUCUGCAGACACACACACUGCUGGAGGAGACUGCAGAUCUGCAACAGGAUUCUUACCAACCAGUCGAUGAUGUUCUGCAGAAAGUCAAAGACCAACACAAAACCAGCAUGAAGAACAAGUAUGAGAGCUUAUUUGAGGGAAUCAAAGUACACAAGAAUCAAACCCUCCUGAAUAGGGUUUACACACAGCUCUACAUCAUAGAGGGAGAAAGUGAAGGAGUGAAUGAAGAACAUGAGAUUUUACACAUGGAGAAAACACCCAGAACACAACACUCACACGACCCUCCAAUCAACUGCAGUGACAUCUUUGAUCUAUUCCCUGAACCAGGACAUAAGAUGGAGAAAAGAAAGAGGAAAGAAGAAAUAAAGACUGUUCUUACUAAAGGCAUCGCUGGAAUUGGAAAAACAGUUUCUGUGAAGAAGUUCAUUGUGGACUGGGCUGAGGGAAAAACCAAUCAGGAUGUAGAUUUCAUGUUUGUGCUUCCAUUUCGAGAGCUGAACUUGAUUACAGAUCACCAGUACAGUCUUCACAAACUUCUGCUUGACUUUCACCCUGAACUUCAAGAUCUGGACUUAAAGAUUUAUGAUGAGUGUAAAGUCGUGUUCAUAUUUGAUGGUCUGGAUGAAAGCAGAAUUACACUGACAUUUUCAGACAGUGAGAAAGUUUCAGAUGUGACUGAGACUUCAUCAGUGGGUGUGUUGAUGUCAAACCUCAUCAAAGGAGAUCUGCUUCCCUCUGCUCUCAUCUGGAUCACCUCCAGACCAGCAGCAGCCAAUCAGAUCCCCUAUGAAUACAUCAAUCGUGUGACAGAGAUUCAGGGAUUCAAUGACCCUCAGAAGGAGGAAUAUUUCAGGAAGAGAAUCAGUGAUGAGCAUCAAGCCAGCAGAAUCAUCUCACACAUUAGAAGAGCAAGAAGCCUCCACAUCAUGUGCCACAUACCAGUCUUCUGUUGGAUCUCAUCCACUGUGCUUCAAAACAUCCUGAAACAAGAUCACAGUGAAGAAAUCCCUAAAACUCUGACUGAAAUGUACAUACACUUCCUGCUCAUCCAGAUUAAUAUGAGGAAUCAGAAGUAUGAUGAGAAAGAUGAGAGAGAUCCAGAGAAACUCCUGCAGUCCAACAGAGAAGUGAUUGUGAAACUUGCUGAACUGGCGUACAAACAGCUGAUGAAGGGCAAUGUCAUGUUCUGUGAAGAGGAUCUGAGAGAGAGCGGCAUAGACGUCACUGAUGCCUCAUUGUAUUCUGGAAUUUGCACUGAGAUCUUUAAGGAGGAAUCUGUGAUUCAUCAGAAGAAAGUCUACUGCUUUAUACAUCUGAGCUUUCAGGAGUUUCUAGCUGCUUUCUAUCUGUUUUACUCACAUGUAGCGAAGAACAUGGAAUCACUGAAGUUGUUUUUGGGUGAAAGAUAUGAGUGUUACAGUUCAAAGAAAAACUGUUUGUAUGAGCUGCUGAAAUCAGCAGUUGAUAAAUCCUUGUUGAGUAAAAAUGGCCAUCUGGAUCUUUUCCUCCGAUUCCUACUGGGCAUCUCACUGGACUCCAAUCAGGCACUCUUACAGGAUCUACUGACACACACAGAGAACAGCUUAGAGAACAUCGAGAGAACAACAAAGUACAUUAAAGACACAAUCGAAGCUGUAAAGUUUGAAAAUGAAGAUGAUAAUGAUGAUUUUGAUGAUGAUGAUGAUGAUGAUGAUGAUGAUUUUGUCAUCAGUAGUGAUGAUGUGGAUGAUGAUGAUGAUGAUAAUGAAAGUCGUGUAGCUGACAGAUCCAUCAAUCUGUUUCUCUGUCUGCUGGAAGUGAAUGAUCAGACUCUGUACAGAGAGAUUCAUGAGUUUUUGAAAUCAGAAAAACACUUAGAGAAUUAUCUCUCUGCUGGUCACUGUUCAGCAAUAACGUACAUGCUUCAGAUAUCAGAGGGGGUGCUGGAUGAGUUUGAUCUCAGGAAAUACAACACAUCAGAUGAGGGUAAAAGGAGACUCUUCCCAGCUGUGAUGAACUGCAGAAAAGCUCUUCUUGCUGGCUGCAAUCUCACUGAUCAGUGCUGUGAAAGUUUGGCUUCAGCUCUACAAUUACCAAACUCCCCUCUGAGAGAGCUGGAUCUGAAUAACAAUUACUUGCAGGAUUCAGGAGUGAAGCUGCUCUCUGAUGCACUGAAGAGUCCAAACUGUCAACUGAAGAUACUGAGAUUAUUUGGCUGUAAUCUCACUGAUCAGUGCUGUGAAAGUUUGGCUUCAGUUCUUCAAUCAUCAAACUCCCUGAGAGAGCUGGACCUGAGUAACAAUGACCUGCAGGAUUCAGGAGUGAAGCUGCUCUCUGAUGCAUUGAAGAGUUCAAACUGUCAAUUGGAGAUACUGAGAUUAUCUGGCUGUAUGGUGACAAAGGAAGGCUGUUGUAAUGUGGCUUCAGCUCUGAGUUCAAACCCUUCACACCUGAUAGAACUGGAUCUGAGCUACAAUCACCCAGGAGAAUCAGGAGUCAAGCUGCUCUCUGAUAGACUCAAUGAUCCAAACUGCACACUGGACAAACUCAAUGUUGAUCAUGGUGGGGAGUUAAGGAUUACAGCAGGACUACAGAAAUAUGCCUGUGAUAUCACACUGGAUCUAAACACAACACACACUCGUUACUCUCUGUCUGAUGACUACAAAGGGUUGACAUAUGAAGAGGAGAUGUUAUUCCCUGAUCAUCCAGAGAGAUUUAAUGGUGACUGUCUUCAGGUUUUGUGUAGAGAGACUCUGACUGGACGCUGUUACUGGGAGGCUGAAUGGAGAGGCGAGGCUGUUAUAUCAGUGUCGUAUAAAGCAAUCAGCAGGAGAGAAUGGAGAGAUGACUUUGCGUUUGGAUUCAAUGACAGGUCCUGGAGUCUGUGUUGUUUUAAUAACACUUUCACUGCCAGGCACAGUGAUGACAAAGUUGAAGUAACUAUCCCUCCACCCAUCUGUAACAGAGUAGCAGUGUAUCUGGACUGGCCGGCCGGCACGCUGUCCUUCUUCAAUGUCUCUGAAACACAAACCCUCAUACACUUACACACUUUCUACUCCACAUUUACUGAACCACUCUAUGCUGGAUUAGGAGUUUGUGUUGGCUCCUCAGUGUCUCUUUGUGGUAUUAAAAAACCUCAUGUGAUGAAUGACAGUCCCACACGCGAUUAUCAAAGUGUGUUUACUUUAGGGCCAUCACGGCUGUUUUGGGAUUAUACUCUUGUCCAAGCAUUACAUGGAGCAGGUGGCUGGCAUAGAUGAAUUACGGACCGGACCAGUGGGGCCAGUGCCCAGGGGCCCUUGACUUACAGGAGCCCGGGGGGUCUCUGGGCUGCAAGGUCUUGCGACCCAUCAACUUUGAAAACAAAUGUUUAUAUAUGCUUAAAUAUGUGGGCCCCAGAGCUUACAAGCCCCCCUCAACAGGUCCCUGUGACUAAGAGGGCCCCCAGCCCUCUUAUAAGACCCUUUUGCCUUCCUGUUUCUAAUUAAAUUUUUUGAGCAACUCUUUAAUCUUAUAACGCCGCAAGUAUCAUAUUUGAUACAUGACUAUCUAAAGCCUCUACAUCAUCACGAUGUGUAUGAGAUGUCUACUGUCUUCUGGUGAACAUUUUCAUGCUCUUCUGGAAGUAGAAGAUCUUGAUAUAUAAUUUCCAAAAUAGAUACCUUUAUGUUUUGAUGCACCCAUAUUUUUUAUGUGAAAUCUUUGCUGAUUUUGAUAUAGUAAAAUGAACAAUAAUGUUUAUAUUGUUACUGAUAUUUCAAAAUUAGUAUUUAUUGAAUUCAAGCAACAUGUGCUUAAAAUUUCAUUAUUUAUAGAAAAAUAGGGUUAAACCGGUUUAAAAAAUAUAAUUUUCUGACUGUUAUGUCAUAUGGAAGGCUUUAUGGCAAUGACACUCAUUGGUUAAGCUUUAUCUUUUUAUAAAAGGGCUGUCAAACAAAAACGUUUAUUAUACUAUAACUGCAUGUUUGCCCUACAUUACCGAUAAAAAAAAAAAAAAAACCUUGCCUUAGGUGGUUGGGAAAAAGACAAUAUUGAUAUUUUACUUUGUGUGGUUCAAAAGUACUGACUAAACUAGAUACGUAAAGUUUGUCGAGACAAACUUGUCUGAUAGUUUAAAUAGUUUUAAAAGUUAGAAUUUUUAACAGGUUUUACGGUAAGAAAGAAAGAAAGCAGAUUAAAGGGCUUGUGUGUAGGUUUUGACAGCUGAAGUUUGAAAUCACAAACGUUCCAAAGCAGACUCAGAUUUUUGGACACUUUGAAAAUGCUUAAAUGAUGCCUUCGCAGGGCUUUUAGAUGGAAGAAUAAUAAUAAUGGUAGGCAAGCUGUAGGGUCAUUUCAAACAGAAUUUCCCCUUCGAAGCUCUCACACUGUCUUUGAAGGAUAUAGGGAUGAUCACUUCUGAAUGGAACGCACCCCAUCAUUCAGAUGAGUUAAAAAACGAGCCAGAACUGCCUGAACUCUUUGCUGAAUUUCACAGUUUAAAUAUACAGUAGCUGUUCAGCGAACGAUUUCGGUUGAGCGGUUUCUGUACCACAUCCGUGCUGUGUGUUUGAAUUAAUCUGACUUUAAAUAAUAGUACAGGUAUUAAAAGAGACUGAAAUCAAUGAAAAUAGAUUGCGUAGAUCUCAGCUUUAAAAGAUAAUUGGACCGGGGGGCCCUAAAAGAUAAUUGGCCCCGGGGCCCUUGCUAGUCAUAAUCCACCUCUGGUGGCUGGGCAUGUGCGGCUGCUAAUUCAUAAUAGUGGAUGACUAGUUGCCCAGAAAAUUAGCCGUCUGGUCUCCUUUUUCACUAACACACAGGAUGCAGUUUGUGGACUGAAGAAUUUUCCUCCUGUUUUCAUCAUAUUUAACAAGCACACUGGAAUCCUGUAAUCCACGAAUCCUGAACUAAACGUGUCGACCAGUGGCAGAACUGACUAGUUGGUGCAAAUGUUAUUAGGUGAAUGAAAUAAAAUAGGUUACAGUUCAAUAAAUUGAGUAAAAUUGUUCUAAAAACUAGAUAUAGUACACAUGUACACAUAUACAUGUCAGAGUUGGAGUCUUUUGGUCUUGGUCUUCUGACUUCUCGAGUCCAUAUACAGUAAAUGGGGUUUGGGUUUUAGUAUCUAGUCUUAUUUCCAGUGUACUAAAGGUGGUAUUUAACCACUAACACUCUAGUCUGCAUAUUAUAUUCACCAUAAGUAGUGAAGAUACUUCUAGAAGUAACUGAACAUGUCUGCCAUGGGGGUCAAACUCUAUAUAUCAAACUCUAGUCUCUCUGGAAUCUCAUUGACCACACUAACUUGUAGCAGUUCAGUCUGGCAGCAAGAUAAAUAUUGUAAUAUUGGACUGAUAAACUUCUAUACUGCACUGAUUUCAAUAUACUCUUUGCUAUAGGUCUUUUGACUCUUUAGUAAAGUUGCACCUUGUUCAUUUCACAUUAUUUCCUCUAAUCAAGUGUCAGUGUAUUGUGAGUACAGUUCUCAUAAAAGUUGUCUGACUGUGGUGGCGUAUUUGCACAAUAUCAUGUGGUUCCUUACAUGUAUCAUGGCAGUUGUGAGGUGCAAUGCCACUGAGUGUCACUAAAAGUGGAUUAUAUGUUCUCCCAAACAGAUGAGAUUUUUAAAGUUAAUGCUCUAUCGAGUUUUAAAUCAACAAAACUGACCUCCCUACCCCACAAGUGUACUCUAAAGUUUGGAGGAUUAUUAUUAUUAUUAUUAUUUUAUUUUUUUGUAAUACAGACCCUGUUGUUUAAUUUACUUUUGUUUGUUGCAUUAUUUAAACUCAUUUAUUUUCUAAAUAGCAAACAUGCUUUUAUGCUCCUCUUUAUCUGAUGUUAAAUCUUAAUUGUGAUGCUUUUAAAUUUCCACUCCAAAGUCGAUUUUGUGAAAUAAAUUGCAGGAGAUAAAAUCUCCUGUGAAUAAUAUGAAUCAGCUUUAGAAUAGAAUAAUUUAAAUGCUGCAAUCUAGAGACUGACAUACAUUUAUUAACUGAAUAAAGUUUGUUUUUAAUGUUCAAUUCAUUGCUUUUGUAGGUUUAAACAAACACAUUUCUGGAUUCAUUAUCAUGCAAUGUUUAAUAUGAAUCUGCACAUGGAAAUAUUUAUUUUUUAACCUACUGAAUGUUGGUAUAUUGUCAGGUGCUCAGUAUAUGUGUGUGUGUAUGUAUGUAUAUAUAUAUAUAUAUAUACUGUCAGGGUUGGGAGGGUUACUUUUAAAAUGUAAUCCGUUACAAAUACAGAUUACUUAGUAAAAAUGUAUUCAGUAACUUAAUCCAGUUACCUCAAUAAGAAAGUAAUGUAAUCAGAUUCCUUUGUUACUUUUUGAUUACCUCAAGAUUGCAUAUGUGAAUAAAGUCAAGAGAAAAGCAA